AUCGUGGACACCUUCAUUAUCGGCCGCUUCGUCCUCCUGGCCAUGAUGAGCCUCGUCUUCCUUGGGUGCCUCUUCCUGCUCCUGAUCUACCACGUCAUGGAGCCGGUGUAUGCCAAACCGCUCGCCAGCAGCUAG
Molecule: messenger RNA, 135 nt
Organism: Apaloderma vittatum (bar-tailed trogon)
Lineage: Eukaryota; Metazoa; Chordata; Aves; Trogoniformes; Trogonidae
Gene: TMEM218
Product: transmembrane protein 218
Exons: 1
Source: RefSeq, a predicted model, not a curated record